Messenger RNA from Seriola dumerili (greater amberjack), 1986 nucleotides. It is a transcript of the gene crtc3, whose product is annotated as CREB regulated transcription coactivator 3. The coding region runs from base 1 to 1896 and encodes 631 amino acids. The record is from RefSeq and is a predicted model, not a curated record. Lineage: Eukaryota; Metazoa; Chordata; Actinopteri; Carangiformes; Carangidae. Gene Ontology annotation, cellular component: cytoplasm; nucleus. Gene Ontology annotation, biological process: positive regulation of transcription by RNA polymerase II; protein homotetramerization. Gene Ontology annotation, molecular function: cAMP response element binding protein binding. The transcript is spliced from 14 exons.
AUGUCCGGCUCCCCGGGCACAGGUGGCUCAAACCCCAGGAAGUUCAGCGAAAAGAUAGCGCUGCACAACCAGAAGCAAGCAGAAGAGACGCGGGCCUUUGAACAGCUGAUGACAGACCUGACAGUUUCAAGGGUGCAGUUUCAGAAAAUCCAGCAGCUUCGCUUGUCUCAGCCACGGGUGCAGUACUACGGAGGCUCCCUGCCCAAUGUCAAUCAGAUCGGCAACGCCAGCUCUGAAUUUCAGGGUGGCUUCCCUUCAGGAUUGGACUCUGUCAGAGGGACCCGCCACCACGGGCUGGUCGAGAGGGUCCAUAGGGACCGCAACCGUAUCAACUCUCCGCAUCGCCGACCCAUCGACAAGCAUGGACGGCAGAUGGAGAGCUCUCCUUAUGGAGCAGUGUACCUGUCCCCACCUCCGGACAAUAACUGGAGAAGAACCAAUUCAGACUCUGCUCUCCAUACGAGCGCUAUGAACCCAAACCCUCAGGACCCCUUUGGCAUGAACCAGCAGAUGGGUCGAGGUCCCCCCCAGCGAAAUGCCAGUGUGAAUGAGGCAGAGGUGGAUGGCUCCGGAGACGUGUUUUCCUUCCCCACCCUGGCUAACGAGGAGAGUCUAAUAGGUGUCAGUAAGCCCCUUCCCAAGCAGCUGUGGGAGGCCAAGAAGGUCCAGUCUCUGGCAUCGAGGCCUAAAUCCUGUGAAGUGCCUGGAAUCAAUAUAUUCCCAUCUCCGGAGCAGAACCCCGGUCUGUCCCACUACCAGGGCUCGUUAAACACCGGCGGCUCCCUGCCCGACCUCAGCAACCUUCACUUCCCCUCCCCGCUCUCCACCCCGCUGGACCCUGAGGACAACGGAGGGUAUCCCAACCUCAGCGGAGGCAGCAGCACCGGAAACCUGCCGGCCGCCAUGAUGCACUUAGGCAUCGGCAACUCACAGGGACUCUCCUCCUCUCUGAGCAAUCCCUCAAUUCAGGCGUCCCUCAACAACUGCCAGCUGCAGUCCUCGCUCAGCAAUCCCUCCAUCAACUCAUCCCUGCGUCUGUCCAGCAAUUCCCCCCGGCGACGGCCCGCACCCAUCAGCCCCCUUACCCUGUCUCCAGGCGCUGAGCAGCGCAGGGGUCUGGCCAAGCAGCUGUCUCCCACCAUGUCCCCUUCACUGUCCCCCAUCACACAGGGAGUUGCUUUGGAUACCAGCAACAUGCCAAGGGAGCCGCCCCCACCCUACCCACUCUACCAACAAUCCCAGCACGCAGUGGACCAGAGCCGACAACGCCAACAGCAACACCAGCACCAGCACCAGCAGCAGUCACAACAACAACAACAGCAACAGCAGCAACAGCAACAGCAGCCUGUCUCCCCUCUUCAGAGCAUCCCACUGGACUUCAACACGAGCCAACACAACAAUAUGGCAACACUCUUCACUGACCCCUUCAUGGAGCCUCAGUUCUCCAAUCGCCAGAGCAAGACCCUCCCCUAUCAGUUGGACCAGUUCAGUCUGUUGGAAAACACAAUGAGCUCCACAGCAGGGGGUUCUUGCUUCGACCCUUCAUCCUCUUCCUCAUCGCUCUACUACUCUCAGGUUGCUCUCUCAGGACUGGGCGGCAGCCACGGCAGCCUGCACGACCCCAUGCACAUGAGGUCCAACAUGCUGUACUCCAACUGCAGCGGAGGACUACCCAACAUUAUACUCACCGAUGACUCCAACCCCAGUCUGUCAAAGGACAUCAGCAGCGCUCUCUCUACGGUGCCAGAGUGCUUUGACUCAGAGGGAGGCUUCCCGUUGGAGGACGAGCUGCGCAUCGAGCCCCUUAGCCUGGACGGCCUGAGCAUGCUCAGCGAUCCGGACAUGGUGCUACCGGACCCAUCUGUGGAGGAUACUUUCCGCAGUGACAGACUCUGAAUGUAAAGAUUGUCACAGGUUUCAAGGAAGAACACACACACACACAUGGAUUUGCAGUGUAUAGAGUGUACAGAUCUGAAUAUGCAUGCU